Molecule: messenger RNA, 272 nt
Organism: Paramuricea clavata
Lineage: Eukaryota; Metazoa; Cnidaria; Anthozoa; Malacalcyonacea; Plexauridae
Source: the annotation of a GenBank genome assembly
GUAUCAUUACGACCGUCGUUGUCGCCGGAAAAAAGACGUUGGUUGGUACCGGGAAAGGAUUGGGAGAAGUUGGAAAAGCGUUGGCCAAAGUCGCGAAAGCCGCAUUACCGGUCUUCAUUCCGAUCCUGAAUAUGUUGGCGACCAUCUUAAAAUGGGGUGCAAAAGGAUUAGAAUUUCUUGCGAAAAAUUUAUGGCUCGUUGCUAUUCUCAUCGCCACAGUCAUCUACGAAUACUUUAGGAAGAAAAAAUAUUUUGUUUUUUAUUUCCCAUGA